AGCGCUAUAGGCUCUCUGCUUUGGGGACAGGGACGCAGCUUGCAAACCUGGGCAUGCUUUCCUUUGGCUAAACGUUUGUUGUUAAUCUUAAAGGCUUUGUGUGAAACAAGACAAGACUCAGACAGAUCUGUUGCCAUGGUGGAUGUGUCUGUCCUCUUUUUUCAGGUGAAGGUAAUUUAGUUUUUUGUCACUGGUGCCACAAGAGGACAUGCAAGGAUUUAUUCUUUCCAGAAAACUCCAGUCUAAGUUGAAGUUGUAGUCCUUCUGUGAUCACUGUGGCAACAAGCAAACAAGAUUCUCCAAUCACACUGAGAGAAGAGCAGGAGGGGGCAUGGGAGACAAUAUACCUGGAGGAAUUGUAGCUGCUGCAAAGAACCGUCUGCAGGUGGUGAAGGGCUUGGAAGAUGUGGAGGUGUCUGAGUGUGAGAGCUGCUCCUUUGAAGUGAAACUCAACCUGGCCUAUAUCGAGGGUGUGUGGACCAGAGAUGGGAUGCAGCUUAAGUCAAAGCCCAACUGGCGCAUCAGCACACAUGGGAAGAAACACUCCCUCGUACUGAACAGGGUGGCUUUGGGAGAUGCAGGCCUGUUCUCUUUUCAGGCCAAUGGCAUUCAGACCUCAUGCAGACUCAGUGUCACAGCUAGGGACAUCCACAUAGUGAAAGAGCUCGAAAAUGUUGACACAAUGGAGCGUCAACCUGUGAAUUUCCUGUGUGAGGUCAACCAGGUGGAUUUGGAUGGUCGGUGGUACAGAGAUGACUGCCGAAUCCGACCUGGGGACAACAUCAAGAUCAGAUACCAGGGUAAAACUCACACCCUGUUCUUCAAGUCAGUCAGGCCAGAGCAUGCUGGAGAGAUCAGAUUCACUGCAGAGCGUGUCUCAUCCUAUGCAACUCUCACAGUGAAAGAGCUCCCAGUCCAAAUAGUGCGUCCUCUGAGGGUCAAGAUAGCCAUGUAUCGCCACCGGGGUCUGCUGGAGUGCCAGGUGUCACGGCCUAAUGCUCAGGUCCGGUGGUACAAGAACAGGAAGGAGCUCCUGCCCAGUAAAAAAUACCAACUGAUCAGCCAAGAUGUCUACAGGCAGCUGACCAUCGACAACGUCUGCUCUUCAGAUGAGGACACCUACACCUGUGAUGCAGGAGAUGACAACACCUCUUGUCAGCUUCUCGUGGAGGAGCAGGCUAUCAGAAUAGUGAGGGGGAUGAGCUCAGUGGAGGUGAUGGAGCCAGAGCCAGCGCUGUUCCAAGUGGAGACCAGCCUGAAAUCAGGGAGGCCUCCCCGGUGGACCCUGAACGGUGAGGUGCUGGAGCCUAGCGCAGCAGUGAACAUCGACAGGAAAGGCACCCUCCACAGCCUCUGUCUCACCUCCACAGAAAGCUCCAUGUCGGGCCCCGUGCUCUUUGUAGCUGGCAAGAGUCGUUCCACUGCUCAGCUCACUGUCAAAGAGCGACCUCUCCAGGUUGCCCACCACUUGGACGAUGCAGAGGCGAAAGAGAACAGCUCUGUGACUCUGAGCUGUGCGUUUUCCCCGUCUCCCAGGGUGGUGCGGUGGUUUAAAGGUCGUACGGCUCUGAAGACCUCGAACAAGUACAGCAUGAAAAGGGAAGGGAAGCGAGCACAGCUGACCAUUCAUGGCUUGACAGGGAUGGAUGCAGGACAGUACCGCUGCAUGGCUGGGGGCUCCCAGAGCACAGCUCAUGUUAAGGUUGAGGUGCGAACACUGAAGUUGGUCAAACACUUAGAGCCAGUGGAAAUGGAGGAGGAUGGCAUGGCAACAUUCUCCUGUGAGCUCAACUAUGUGGUCGCCAACGUGGAGUGGCUCCUUAACAAUGUUCGCCUCUAUUGCAAUGCCAUCAACAGGAUCCAGCACAUGGGCACUAUGCACAGCCUCACAAUAAAGACGCUGCGACCACAGGAGAGCAGGGUCACAUUCAAAGCCGGCCUUCUCUCUGAGACAACCACCUUAAAGGUCAAAGAGCGCCCAGCAGUGUUCCUGAGGUCUCUGGAGGAUGCAGUAGGAGAAGAGCAAGGGGAAGUCUGCCUGCAGUGUGACAUUUCCAAAGAGACAGUGACCCCUGUUUGGAGGAAGGAUGGUAUGGUCCUUACCGCUGAUGAUAAACAUGAGUUACUCCAGUUUGGGAAGUCCAUGGCAUUGAUCAUCCAUUCCCUGAGCAAGGAUGACGCUGGACUGUACACCUGUGACCUGGGCACCAGCCAGACCAAGGCCAAAGUUACUGUACAUGACUUACAUAUCACUAUUGUUCAACGUAUGAAGACAACAACUGUCCUGGAAGGCGAAAGCUGUACUUUUGAUUGUCACCUCUCUCAUGAUCUCAAUGAUGAGCCUUCCUGGACCAUCAAUGGCCAGGUGUUGGUCCCCAAUAGCCGUAUCCAGGUUAUCAACAAUGGCCGCAACUAUAGGAUGACCAUUAAAGAUGCUAUACUGACUGACGCUGGAGACGUGGUCUUCACAAUUAAAGACUUGAGCUGUAGGACUAUGCUCUUUGUUAAAGAGAAGCCAGUGCACAUAUUCAGGGAGUUGUUGAAUGUCAAGGCGGUACCUGGUGAGGACGCAGAGCUGAGCUGUGAGAUCACCAAACCAGAAGUCACUAUCCGUUGGCUGAAAAAUGGCCAUUUGAUCAGGCAGAGCCCAAAGUAUGAAAUGAGUGUGGAGAAGAACUUUGCGCGAUUGGUGAUCAAGAAUACCACCAUCAGAGACUCUGGAGAGUACUGCUGUGAGGCCGAAGGCAUUGCCUCGCGUGCCAAGCUGGAGAUCAGAGAACUUCAGCACACAUUUGCGAGGGAGUUAAGGGACACACGAGCAGAGGAAAAGGGUAAAGUGACCCUGGAGUGUGAGACCAGGCGGCCAGCCAAGCGGGUGACCUGGCUGAAGGGCAUGGUGGAGCUGAGGUCUGGUAGGAAGUAUGUCAUCAGGCAGAAGGGCGUGGUGCUGUCCCUAACCAUCACUUCACUGGAGAAAUCGGACACAGAUGUAUACACGUGUGAUGUCAGUACCAUGCAAAGCCGGGCACAGCUGACUGUGCAGGGUCAGAAGGUGUUGAUCCUGGAUGAAUUAGAGGAUGUUGAGUGUCUAGAGGGCGACACAGUCACAUUCAGGUGUCGUAUUUGUCCCAGUGACUACAUCGGGGUCAAGUGGUAUCUGGACGAGACUCUGCUGUACACCAAUGAGCUCAAUGAGAUCCAGAUGUUGCCCGAAGGCUUCCACACCCUCACAUUUAGACAGCUUGCCCGCAAAGACACUGGCACUAUCUCGUUUGCAGCAGGGGACAAAAGAUCGUACGCCUCAAUGUUGGUUAGAGAGAGACGUCCCACCAUCAUUAAAUCGCUUGAAGACUGUGAGGCUAUUGAAGGAGGUGGUUUGGUUUUGUCUUGUGUGGCCUCCAAGCCAUGUCACAUCCUGUGGUACAAAGAUGGCUGCCUGAUGUGGAACUCUUCAAGGUAUUUUGCCAGUCGUUCUGGCUGUGAGGCCCGGCUGACGAUUCGGGAGGUCUGCAACAACGAUGCUGGAGUGUACGAGUGCAGUGCUGGAUCUGUUACAACUAGGGCCGUCGUAACUGUCAAAGCCAUCCCAGCAGAGUUCACCCAGUCUCUAAAGACUGUGGAGGCCAAAGAGGGGGAGACCGUGACCCUGACCUGUGAAUACUCUCUGCCUGGGGUCCAGUUCCACUGGAGGAGAGGUUUUCAGAGUAUCAGGCCUGGAGAUAAGUACCUGAUGAAACAGAGGAAGACCAUUAAUUCCCUGACCAUCAAAGCCCUGAAGCCUGAGGACUCAGGAGAAUAUACCUGUCAGUGCAGAGAUCACCAGACUACAGCAAGCCUCAAAGUACAUGUUGUUCCCAUUACAUUUAUACAACAGUUAAAGGACAUGCAAACAGAGGAGGGAAGCAAUGUCCUAUUGCGCUGUGAGCUGUCUAAACCUGGAAUUCCAGUAGAAUGGAGGAAGGGACAUGAUCUGUUGAAGAAUGGAGUUAAAUACCAGAUAAGGAAAAGGGAGACCAGCCUGGAGCUUCUGAUCUGGAAGCCUGUUCCUGAGGACAGUGGGCUCUACAGCUGUGUGUGUACUGAUCAAAUGACAUCUGCCACUGUCAAAAUCACUGCUCUCCCAGUCACCUUCAAGCAGAAGCUGAGGAAUGUGCUGGUUGAGGAGGGCAACACUGCGGCUUUACGCUGUGAGCUGUCAAAGUCUGGUCACACUGUGGAGUGGAGGAAGAGGGGGGAUGAACUCAUCCGGAGUGGAGAGAAAUAUCAUAUGCGGCAGAAAGACAUGCUGAUUGAACUGAGGAUCUUCGAUGUUACACCUGAGGACAGCGACAUCUACACAUGCAUCUGUGGGAACAUAGAGACCACUGCAACUCUGACUGUUAAUGCUCUUCCCAUCAACUUUAAGCAAAAACUGAAGAACCUCCAAGUAGAGGAAGGUCACAACAUCACACUAUAUUGUGAGAUCUCUAAAGCGGGUGUCCCAGUGGAGUGGAGGCUUGGAGGAGAUCUGCUGGAGAACGGAGAGAAGUACCAGAUUAAGCAGAGGGACUCGGCCCUGGAGUUGAUCAUCAGAGAUGCUGAACCAGAGGACAGUGGGAUCUACACCUGUGUUUGUAGAGAGCAGAGAACAAAGGCCACUGUUAAAGUUAUCGCUGUUCCUGCCACAUUUAAAGUAAGUCUGAAGAGCCAGGAGGCCGAAGAAUAUAGCAGUGUGACAUUAUGCUGUGAGCUUUCAAAGAAAGGAGUCGCGGUGCAGUGGCAGAGAGAGACUCAGGUGCUGUCCGAGGAGCUAUAUCGAGGAAAGUAUCAGAUGAAGCUGGAAGGAAAGAUAGCUCAGAUGACUAUUCUCAACGUCCAACCAGAAGAUGCAGGGAAGUACAGUUGCAUCACAGGAGAUGAGAAAACCACAGCUGAAGUCAAAGUGAAACCACUUCCUGUGACAUUUAAACGAGAGAUCCAGCGCCUGGUGGUGAAGGAAGGGGACAGUGGAGUGUUCUGCUGUGAGCUCUCCAAACCUGGAGCUCCAGUGGAGUGGAGGAAAGGCAGGGCGAUCCUGAAGCCUGGAGAAAAAUACGAGAUGAAGCAGGAGGGACCUUUCACUAAACUGGUUGUCAACAACGUAGAGGAGAACGAUGCUGGAAAAUAUAUCUGCAAGACUAAAGACUGCCAAUCGACUGCUGAGCUCACUGUCCAAGAAUCACCUGAGCGCAGACGCCAAAGAGGUUUACCACCAAGUUUUAAGAUGCCCCUAGUUAACCAGGAAGUGAUGGAGGGCAACAGUGUGGCGCUGUGCUGUGAGCUCAACAAACCUGCCCCUUCAGUGGAGUGGAGGAAAGGAGGAGAGCUGCUGAAGAACGGAGACAAGUACCAGAUGAGGAAGAAGGACCUGCAGGUGGAGAUGAAGAUUGCGGACCUCAGUCUGGACGACACUGGAGAUUAUACCUGUAUAUGUGGAGAUCAGAGUACCAAAGCUAGGAUCAUUGUGAAUGAGCGGCCCAUCAAAUUCCUUCAAGAACUGAAGAAUAUUCAGGUGCAGGAGGGCAAUGGAGUGACGCUCUGCUGCGAGCUCUCCAAACCAGGCAUUCCAGUGCAGUGGAAGAAGGGAGACAAGGUGUUGACCAACGGAGAGAAAUACCAGAUAAAGCAGAGCGGCUCCACCCUGGAGCUCCUCAUCAGGAAAAGCCAGCCUGAGGACAGUGGCACAUACAGAUGUGUUUGUGAAGACCUAAAAACGACUUCCACCGUCAUCAUUACUGCGAUCCCGGUGACUUUCAAGCAAAAGUUGAAGAACCAGGAAGCUGUGGAGGAGGGCAGUGUGACACUGCGCUGUGAGCUUUCUAAAGCAGGAGUUCCAGUGGAGUGGAGGAAAGAUGCUCAACUUCUGAAGGAGGGAGAAAAAUAUCAGAUGAAGCAAGAAGGCAGGACGGCUGAGAUGCUGAUCAGAAAUUUAACUCUCAGAGAUUUGGGGGAGUACAGCUGUUUUGUUGGCACUGUUGUGACUUCAGCUGACAUCAAAGUAAGAGCGAUUCCUGUAACAUUUAAACAAGCGCUGGAGAAUUUGGAGGUGAAGGAAGGGGACAGUGGAGCUUUCUGCUGUGAGCUCUCCAAACCUGGAGCUCCAGUGGAGUGGAGGAAAGGCAGAGUCAUCCUCAAACCUGGAUACAAAUAUGAGAUGAAACAGGAGGGACGUCUCACUAAACUGAUCAUCAACAACAUGGAGGAAAGUGAUGCCGGGAAAUACACCUGCAAGACUAAAGACACCCAAUCAACUGCUGAGCUCACCGUCAAAGCUCCUCCCAUCACAUUCAAGACAAAGUUAAGGAACCAGCAGGUGGAGGAGGAGAACAGCGUGAUGUUGAACUGCGAGCUGUCCAAGCCCGGCCUUGCUGUGGAGUGGAGGAAAGGACAGGAGCUGCUGAAGAAUGAUUUCAAGUACCAGAUUAAAAAUCGAAACAGCAGCAUGGAGCUGACCAUCAAAAACGCACAGCUAGAGGACAGCGGACUUUACAGCUGUAUCUACGGCGACAUCAAGACCACAGCCAACAUCACCAUUACACCUAUCCCCCUCUCCUUUAAAAUGGGUCUGAAGAACCAGGAGGCCCCUGAAGGAGGCAACGUGACCCUUCGCUGUGAGCUGUCCAGGACUGGGGUGCCUGUGCAGUGGUGGAAGGCGGAGGACCAGCUCUAUCACGGAGGAAGAUAUCAGAUGACAUUGAAGGGGAGGACAGCUGAAAUGCACAUCAAAAACAUCCAGCCCGAGGAUGUUGGCGAGUACAGCUGCGUCUUGGGGGAGCAGAAGACAACGGCUGAAGUCAACGUGAGAGCGGCAGCAUCAGUGUUCUUUGAGAAGGAACUGCAGAACCAAGCGGUGAUGGAGGGGAAAUCUGUGCUGAUGUCUUGUGAAGUUUCCAGUGCUAAUGUCCCUGUCACUUGGAAGAAGGACAACAAUGUGGUAGAAGGAGGGCAAUACAUUUUAAAGAAGAAAGGCCCCACACACACCCUGGAGAUCAAGAAACUGCAUAUGGAGGAUGCUGGAGAGUACUGCUGCAUCUCCAGAGGCAAGAAGACCACUGCCAAGCUGAUUGUGAGGGAGCGCGUGCGGAUCAUUACAGAGCUGCAAGGUAUAACAGUGACAGCGGGUGAGGACGCAGUGUUUGUGUGUGAGCUGAGCCAUGCAGACGUGAGUGAGGGUGUCUGGUGGCUCGGCUCCAGCCCUCUGCAGAAGAACGAGAUGAACCAGAUGACGUGCCAGGGUCGCCAGCACCGACUGGUCCUCACUAUGACAACACCUGAGGAGACGGGCAUUGUGGCAUUUGUGGUUGGGGAGGAGAGGACCUCUGCACGUCUGCAAGUUGUUCCUAAGGCCCAAGUUUUAUUUGAGGAAAAGCCUAAAGAUGUCGUGAUCAUGGAAGGAGAGACAGCUACUUUGUCCUGCACAACCUCGGAUUUGACCUCCCCUGUUACCUGGAGGCGCAACCACAUCCCUCUCCGAAAUGGUGAUAAAUAUGAGCUACUUAAGGAGGGAAAAGUCAACCUAUUGCUUAUCCGUGAUGUGGAUCCCCUGGAUACUGGCACAUACUGCUGUGAUACAGGAGAUGUGCAGACCAGUGCUAUACUUACUGUAACAGAGCUCCCUCCAUUCUUCCAAGAAGAAUUGCAGAGUGUGGAAGUUGAGGAGGGAGGUACAGCCUCUCUGUACUGUGAGCUUUCUAAACUUGGAGUGCCGAUUCAAUGGAAGAAGAACAGGAUGCCACUAAGAGCCAGCAGAAACUACGAGAUCAGGCAGGAUGGCUGCCUCCUCCAGCUCCACAUCAAGGAUCUCAAACCUGAGGACAGCGGCAGCUACACAUGUCAAGCAGGAAGUGCAGAGACCACUGCUACUGUGACAGUGAAAGAGCUCCCUCCGUUUUUCAAGAGAGAAUUAAGAAGCGUGGAGGCUGAGGAGGGAGGUACAGCCUCUCUGUGCUGUGAGCUGUCUAAACCUGGAGUGUCAGUACAGUGGAAGAAGAACAGGCUGCCACUGAGAGCGAAUAGGAAGUAUGAGAUGAAACAAGAUGGCUGCCUUCUCCAGCUGCACAUCAAGGAUCUCAAACCUGAGGACAGAGGCAGCUACUCAUGUCAAGCAGGAAGUGCAGAGACCACUGCUACUGUAUCAGUGAAAGAGCUCCCACCAUUUUUCAAAGACGAAUUGCAGAACGUGGAGGCUGAGGAGGGAGGUACAGCCUCUCUGUGCUGUGAGCUGUCCAAAGCUGGAGUGUCAGUACAGUGGAAGAAGAACAAGCUGCCUCUGACAGCGAACAGGAAGUAUGAGAUGAAACAAGAUGGCUGCCUUCUCCAGCUGCACAUCAAGGAUCUCAAACCUGAGGACAGAGGCAGCUACACAUGUCAAGCAGGAAGUGCAGAGACCACUGCUACUGUAUCAGUGAAAGAGCUCCCUCCAUUCUUUAAGGAAUAUUUACUAAGCAUGGAGGCUGAGGAGGGAGGUACAGCCUCUCUGUGCUGUGAGCUGUCCAAAGCUGGAGUGUCAGUACAGUGGAAGAAGAACAGGCUGCCACUGAGAGCGAACAGGAAGUAUGAGAUGAAGCAAGAUGGCUGCCUUCUCCAGCUGCACAUCAAGGAUCUCAAACCUGAGGACAGCGGCAGCUACACAUGUCAAGCAGGAAGUGCAGAGACCACUGCUACUGUAUCAGUGAAAGAGCUCCCACCAUUCUUUAAGAAAGACUUAGAAAGUGUGGAGGCUGAGGAGGGAGAUGCAGCCUCUCUGUACUGUGAGCUGUCUAAACCUGGAGUGUCAGUACAGUGGAAGAAGAACAGGCUGCCACUGAGAGCGAACAGGAAGUAUGAGAUGAAACAAGAUGGCUGCCUUCUCCAGCUGCACAUCAAGGAUCUCAAACCUGAGGACAGAGGCAGCUACUCAUGUCAAGCAGGAAGUGCAGAGACCACUGCUACUGUAUCAGUGAAAGAGCUCCCACCAUUUUUCAAAGACGAAUUGCAGAACGUGGAGGCUGAGGAGGGAGGUGCAGCCUCUCUGUGCUGUGAGCUGUCCAAAGCUGGAGUGUCAGUACAGUGGAAGAAGAACAGGCUGCCACUGACAGCGAACAGGAAGUAUGAGAUGAAACAAGAUGGCUGCCUUCUCCAGCUGUACAUCAAGGAUCUCAAACCUGAGGACAGAGGCAGCUACACAUGUCAAGCAGGAAGUGCAGAGACCACUGCUACUGUAUCAGUGAAAGUGCUCCCUCCAUUCUUUAAGAAAGACUUAGAUAGUGUGGAGACUGAGGAGGGAGGUACAGCCUCUCUGUGCUGUGAGCUGUCUACAGCUGGAGUGUCAGUACAGUGGAAGAAGAACAGGCUGCCACUGAGAGCGAACAGGAAGUAUGAGAUGAAACAAGAUGGCUUCCUUCUCCAGCUGUACAUCAAGGAUCUCAAACCUGAGGACAGAGGCAGCUACACAUGUCAAGCAGGAAGUGCAGAGACCACUGCAACUGUAUCAGUGAAAGAGCUCGAACCAUUCUUCAACAAAGAAUUACAAAGCGUGGAGGCUGAGGAGGGAGGUGCAGCCUCUCUGUGCUGUGAGCUGUCCAAAGCUGGAGUGUCAGUACAGUGGAAGAAGAACAGGCUGCCACUGAGAGCGAACAGGAAGUAUGAGAUGAAGCAAGAUGGCUUCCUUCUCCAGCUGCACAUCAAGGAUCUCAAACCUGAGGACAGCGGCAGCUACUCAUGUCAAGCAGGAAGUGCAGAGACCACUGCUACUGUAUCAGUGAAAGAGCUCCCUCCAUUCUUCAAGGAAGACUUACAAAGCAUGGAGGCUGAGGAGGGAGGUGCAGCAUCUCUGUGCUGUGAGCUGUCUAAACCUGGCGCAUCAGUACAAUGGAAGAAGAAUAGGCUUCCACUCAGGGCCAGCAGGAAGUAUGAGAUAAAGCAAGAUGGCUGCCUUCUCCAGCUGCACAUCAAGGAUCUCAAACCUGAGGACAGCGGCAGCUACUCAUGUCAAGCAGGAAGUGCAGAGACCACUGCUACUGUAUCAGUGAAAGAGCUCCCUCCAUUCUUUAAGGAAGAUUUACUAAGCGUGGAGGCUGAGGAGGGAGGUAUAGCCUCUCUGUGCUGUGAGCUGUCUAAAGCUAAAGUGUCAGUACAGUGGAAGAAGAACAGGCUGCCACUGAGAGCCAGCAGGAAGUAUGAGAUGAAGCAAGAUGGCUGCCUUCUCCAGCUCCACAUCAAGGAUCUCAAACCUGAGGACAGAGGCAGCUACACAUGUCAAGCAGGAAGUGCAGAGACCACUGCUACUGUAUCAGUGAAAGAGCUCCCUCCAUUCUUUAAGGAAGACUUACAAAGCAUGGAGGCUGAGGAGAGAGGUACAGCCUUUCUGUGCUGUGAGCUGUCUAAACCUGGAGUGUCAGUACAGUGGAAGAAGAACAAGCUGCCUCUGACAGCGAACAGGAAGUAUGAGAUGAAGCAAGAUGACUGCCUCCUCCAGCUCCAUAUCAAAGAUCUCAAACCUGAGGACAGCGGCAGCUACUCAUGUCAAGCAGGAAGUGCAGAGACCACUGCAACUGUGACAGUGAAAGAGCUCCCACUAUUCUUCAAGGAAGACUUAGAAAGUGUGGAGGCUGAGGAGGGAGGUACAGCCUCUCUGUGCUGUGAGCUGUCUAAACCUGGAGUGUCAGUACAGUGGAAGAAGAACAAGCUGCCUCUGACAGCGAACAGGAAGUAUGAGAUGAAGCAGGAUGGCUGCCUCCUCCAGCUGCACAUCAAGGAUCUCAAACCUGAGGACAGAGGCAGCUACUCAUGUCAAGCAGGAAGUGCAGAGACCACUGCAACUGUAUCAGUGAAAGCACUAGAGCUGACUCCACCAAAGGCAGAGCCUCCCACGAUACUGCCCCGGGAAAAGGGCACUGUUUCCAAACCAACUCCUACUCCAGAGAACCAGAAGCCUGGACUCCAAGAGGCCAAUCCUGUUCCUCCAGAGCCAAAAAAGAGAGCUAAUAGGAAAGCAUCUAUUACAAGUUUAGAAAAACAUGUGGAGCCAAUGUUUGACCUAAAACAAGGCAUCCAACCUGCAAGAUCUAUGGAGAAAGACUUUGAUGUUACACAGAACGUAACACAACUGGAGAAGCAUGGGGAGAAAGACAGUGAGGUGUACAAGGAAAUUGACAAGACAAUGAGACUACUGGAGAAGGAUGAUGGGGUUGACAAGGAGGCGGAAGAGCCAGCAAGGCCUUUGGAAAGGGAUAAAGACGUUUUCAUGGAGAAGAGACAACCAGGAACGAAUUCAGAGAAAUUACUCAAAGUUGACCGUAACGCAAGUCAGUUAGACAGGGUUCAGGGAGACACUUUUUUGACACUGUUUGAACAAAAGAAAAGGGGAAAUGAAGUUGAACAGAGCUCAAAACAAGCAGGAAAGCCUUCAGAGAAAACAAGUGAAGUUGAGAGGAAGGAAAGCCAUCCAGGAAAAGUCCUGUGGCAGAACAGUCAAGAUGAAAAACAGCCUGUGAAACUAUUAGAUACGUUUACUGGUAAUAAAACAAUAAAGGAACAAGAAGAGAAGUUCACAGUAAAGGAGGGCAAAGUAGAGGAAGAGGAACCUUUUAAACCACCAGUAAGAUCUAAAGGAAAGGUAACAGGGGUGAAGGAGCCGCUUAAAUAUGUUCUAAAGGAAACUGAGGAGAUCAUUGUCCAAUCCGUAAAGACUACUGUAAAUGAUUCUGAAGAAGACCAUAAACAUAGAGACCAUGUGAAACAACAAGUGGCCAUAGAGGCAGAGAGAGAGGAAAAGCCACUAAAACUAGUGCCGUCUGUAAAUCAGAUGGACAAACAGUCAGUCGAACAACCAGUAAAGACUUUAGAAAAAGAGGCUGCAUUUGCCCCUCCAAAACCACCUGUGAGGAUAAAAAGCAAAGCAAAGGGGGGAAUGAAAAAAGAAUUAUCAAGGGACACAGAGACAGAUCAAGAUGAUGGGCAGAUGACAAGAGUUGUGGUGAAAACAACAGAUGAUCAGCCAAUUAAAAUGUCAAUAGGGUCUUUGAAAAAAGAGGUUGAAGAGAAACCAAUAUUCGAGAGGAAACAAUCAGUAACAACAGACGCUGAGAUAGUUGAGAAAAUUAAGCAACCUGUGAAAGCUGCGGAGAAAGAUGCAAACACUAAACAGCUGAUCAAACAACCAGUAAAACCCAUGAGAAAAGAACCUGAACUGGUGCAGGAAAUUAAACUUGUAGUCGAGCCAAUGAGAAGGGAGGAAGAACGACAAAGAACAAAGACGACAGAAGACAUUCCUCUCCUCUACAUUUCUGAAGAUGAAACUUUCUUAGAGGCUUUGACUGACAUACCAGCCAACCACAGCAAUGUCCCGCCCCCUGGUGCUUUUGUUGAGGGGUCCACCCAACCUGCUACUCUUCCUCCAAUUAAUGUACCGCAGAAGGCACAACCACCAAAUGGCGGUACACCGGAGAUUGACAUCAGCGUUGAGGACGAACCACAAAUGAGAGAGGCUGCAGUCAAGAUCCAGGCUGCCUUCAAAGGCUACAAAACCCGCAAAGACAUGCGACCUGUCUUUAAAGAGGUGUUUAAGAACCAGAGUGCAGAUCUUCAUGGUACAGUCACUCUAGUGUGUAUUGUAGAAGGAAAAGUCAGCACAGCGCGCUGGCUAAAACACGGCCAACAAAUCCUUAAUGACCAGCGACGCUGUGUUGAGACUACAGUGAACGGUGUAUGCACACUGGUUAUCAAAAACCUGACUACCCUUGACAGUGGAAUCUAUACAUGUGAGGUGGUGAAUACGUUUGGUGUGACCUCCUACAAUGGAAACUUAACAGUAGUACAGCCUCAGAAGCCUGUUCCGGCAGUCCAAAAGCCUGUACACCCUCCACUUGCAGCUAUAACUCCUCUGCAACUCACCCCGCCAAAGCUUGAGGCCCAGGCCAAAGCACAGACUCAGGAUCUGCCUGAGACUCAAACCCAGAUACCCAUUUCAGCUGCAGAUGCUGCGAACUACGUAGAAAAUGUGAGUGUCUCUCUGUGGGAGGCCUACAACCUGACGGAGGACACUCAGAUGAGCCUACAAGAGAGGAGAGGAUCCUCACUCAUUGGUGCCAGCUCCAUGUCGAGUCCCUCGGAUUAUGAUACAGCUCCAGAUAUGAUGGAACCUGUUGAGACUGGCCCAGCUGUACCAAGGGAAGUGACAAAAGCAGUGGACAAAGUGCCUCCAAAAGAUGAUAAAGAACAGAUGGUUCCUCCACAAUCUCCGAAGAAACUACUGAAGGUCAAAGGGGCUCACGAAAGUAGAAUGAGGACACCCUCUCCUAAGCACCACCGCGCCCACACACCCUUAACUAGUGCCGUCUCUGGAUCAGAGUCAGAAGGGGAAGAGGAUAGACGAGAGACAUUUGAAAUGUAUGUGGCUCGAGCUGAUUGCAGUCCAAACAGCGGAAAAAAGGACAGUUUUGUUCUCAAGGAGGGCCAGUUUGUAGAGGUCCUGGACUCUGUUUAUCCGGACAGGUGGCUGGUGAGGACCAAACCCACCAAAACCAACCCUGCUCGACAGGGAUGGGUGUGUCCAGCCUACCUGGAGAAGAAGAGGAAGGAGACCUUCCCGCAACUGAGAGCGCCUCAAGAGGAUCUUGAUGGAAUUGGGUCUACAGGAGAAGAGUACAGGAGAGCUCUGAGCCAGCUGAUCCAAGGCCUGAUUGAUGGAGAAGAGGAGUUUGUAAAGGAGAUGAAGAUGUUUACCUCUCACCAGCUGAAUUAUUUGGAUUCUAGCCGCCACGUCCCCAUUAACAUCCUUAACCAUAAGGAGAUAAUUUUCAGGAAUAUCAAGGACAUUGUGUUUCUGCAUGAGAGGUCCAUCCUUCCCGGGCUGAGAGAGUGUGCCACAGACGACGAUGUGGCUAUGCAUCUGAUCAAACACACAGAGGACUUUGAGAAGUAUCUUCACUACAUGGUGGGACAAGCACAAGCAGAGGCCUGCGUCGCUGACAAGGCUAUCCAACAGUAUUUCAAAGAGUUACCAGAAUCUGGUAAGCCUGAAGAUCCUGUCAUGGAUGUCCUUACCUUCCUCCAGCGACCAGUGGAGAGGAUUCAAACUUACCAGGCUUUACUGAAGGAGCUGAUCAAGAACAAAGCCAAAAGUGGCCAGAGCUGCUGUCUUUUGGAGGAUACCUUCUCCAUGGUGUCCUGUCUACCCUGGAGGUCUGACAACCUGCACCAGGUGUCCCUCAUCGAGAACUACCCAGCUCCUCUAAUGGCCCUGGGCGAGCCCAUGCGACAGGGAGUCUUCACAGUGUGGGAGGAAUCUCCAGACAUCAAGACGGGCUCUAGAGGUCAUCAAAGACAAGUCUUUCUCUUCAAGGAAUGUAUUGUACUGUGUAAACUUAAAAGAGACACCAGUAUGAACAGUGACACCUUCACCUUCAAGAACAAAAUGAAGCUGAAUGAUGUGGACAUAAAGGAGACUUUGGGCGGAGAUGAAAAGUCUUGGGGGUUGUGGCAUGAGCACAGGGGCUCAGUGCGGAGGUACACACUGCAGGGACGCUCCUCCCUGGUCAAACUCUCCUGGCUCAAGGACCUGAAGGAGCUACAGCAACGUUCCAGUCUGCCCACUAACAGCCCACCAGUGUUUGAAGCACCGUUGUCUGACUGCACAACAAAGAUAGGACAGACAAUCAAACUGACCUGUAAGGUCACAGGAUCACCAAAACCGGUGGUCAGCUGGCUCAAAGACGGCCUUCCUUUAGAGGACGACCCCCGUCACAUCAUCACGGCAGACCGAUCAGGCACCUGCAGUCUCAUCCUCGACAGCCUCACUGCAGAGGACUCUGGACAGUAUGCCUGCUAUGCUAUCAGCUGCAUGGGCAGCGCUGGUACUCUGGCUACGGUUGUGGUGCGCGCUCCACCCAGAUUUGUGUGUCGGUUAGAGAGCGCUUGUCUGAUAGAAGGAGAGAAUAUACAGUUUACCUGCUCCACACUUACUACUCCUUUACCACGAAUCAGGUGGUUGAAAGAUGGCAGAGAGUUGACUGACCAGCAAAAAUACGUCAUCCUGAAUGAUGCUCGGAGUGGAAUCUUGAGUCUGGCGGUAAUCAGUGCAACAGAGGCGGACAUUGGACAGUAUGAGUGUGAGCUUUGGAAUGAGUUUGGCUGCAUCAAGUGCAAGGCAGGGCUGUGCCCCGCUUAUGUACCACCAAUCGACAUUGAGGAUGACCAACCACAGGACUUACCUUCUAAAGAUGCAGACUCAGAGGGCUGGUCCACUGCCUUUGUGAAAAAAUGGCUACAGACGGAUUUCAGUCCGACCUCUAUUGCUAAGAUGCUCUUCCCUCCUGGACACCCUGAACAAACUGAAUGUAGCACUGAAGAGGCUGUUCCUGCCUCGACAUCCAUGGAUCAGGCGAUACAGCCGCCUGUGUGUUACCUCGAGGAAGAAGAGGAGAUCUACAUCUCAGAGCAAAUGCAGGAAAUUACAGAUGCUCCUCCCUCCAUCCAGGUACCCGCUGAGGAUCUGUGUGUAGAGCCUGGCCAACCAGCUACAUUUACUGCCAUCAUCACAGGAAGGCUGACUCCUAAUAUACAGUGGUACAAGGAUGGAGAGGAGCUUGCCGCCAAUAAUAAUGUAGAGAUAGUACAGCAUGGCGCCCGCUGCACAGUGACCAUCGUGUGCCCCGAGAGUGAGGACAGUGGCAUAUAUACCUGCUUGGCCUACAAUGACUCUGGCCAUGCCUCAUGCCAGGCUGAGCUGACAGUGGAGGAAGGCCCACUGGAGUGUCAGGAAAGAGAGGUGGAGCUCGGGAAGAGAAGGAAGUUAUUCUCCGUCUAUGAUGUCCAUGAGGAAAUCGGAAGGGGAACCUUCGGGGUAGUAAAGCGAGUAGUCCACAGAAGAACAUGUGAAGUGUUUGCUGCCAAGUUCCUGCCUCUGCGGAGCAGCACUCGGACCAGGGCCUUCCAGGAGAGGGACUUGCUAUCCCGUCUGGCUCACCCCAGAGUUGCCUGUCUGCUGGACUUCUUUUGUACCAGACGCACUCUGGUGCUGAUCACAGAAAUCUGCUGUUCUCAUGGACUUCUGGACCAUUUAUUACUAAAAGGAUCAGUCUCUGAGAGAGAGGUUCGGUCAUACAUCCAGCAAAUCCUUGAAGGAGUUGGUCACAUUCACAGCAUGAACAUUUUGCACCUGGACAUUAAACCUGAUAAUAUACUCAUGGUGUAUCCACCCAGAGAUGAGAUCAAGAUCUGUGACUUUGGCUUCUCCCAAGAAAUAGACACAUCCAGACACCAAUACAGCAUGUUUGGUACACCAGAGUUUGUUGCCCCUGAAAUUGUUCACCAAGAACCAGUCACUGUGACCACCGAUAUUUGGUCUGUAGGUGUAAUAGCCUAUAUAUGUCUGGUGUGCCGUUGCCCUUUUGCGGGACCGACAGACCGUGCUACACUGCUGAGGGUGGGGGAGGGGACCCUGAACUGGGACGCCCCUGACGUCUCCUCAAGGAGCCCUGAUGCCCAGAACUUUCUCCACAUGCUCCUUCAGCCAGAUCCAGAGAAGCGACCAUCUGCCUUUGAGUGCUUGAGCCAUGAAUGGCUCCAGGACGAACAUGCAGGAGAAGAUACGGAUGAAAUCAACACCAAGACUUUGAAAAUCUUCAUCUCAAAAAGGAAAUGGCAGCGUUCGUUGACCUGCAUUGGCUCAGUUCUCACGUUGAGGCUCAUCCCUGAGCUGCUGGACGCUCCUCUCAGAGAGACUGCAGUGACAGUGCCCCGCGAGCCCCAGGAGCACAGCAGCACCUCUGUGAGCAGUGGCUCCUCAUCGGAGUAUGACGAAGCUGACUCUUGGGACUUUUUCCAGCACUACAGCCCGACUGAGGAGGAGGAAGAAACUGAGGAGGACUAUGAUCCUUUAACGGAGAGAGCGCACAUCCCUGAGCCUUUUGCCAAACUCCACCUAGAUGCAGAAGAGGAAGUGACAUUAGGGGAGGAAGAAGAGCGGAGUAUGAGCAGGCAGUCAGUUGCGUCGUCAGAUGUGUCAGGCCAACAGACACCUCACAGGGAGCGUAGGUUCAGCAAGGACAGCAGUCAAUCUCUCUACCUUUCUGAUGGAAGUGAGGGUUCAGGGAGUGACGGAGCUCGUAUCCCUCGUGGCAGCGUCAUCCGAAGCACUUUCUACAGCACCUCUCAUCAGCUUUCACCCAUGUCUGCCAGACACAUGACAUUACGGGACAAAUUCCAGGUCAAAAAGCAGGAGAGAGGCCGCAAACCACUCCGGAGAAGCUUUUCUGGACGUCUCAACGAGCCUCUUAUUGAAUAUGUGGAGGAUGAGACGGAGACCAAUCGUGGCCAAAGACGGGGAUCUGUCCAGCCUACAAUGCAGAAGUCAUGUUCCUUUGACAGUGGUGUUGGCCUCGCCCACACCAAUGUACCCCCUCACAGGAGGAGCAGGUCUCUUGAUGAGUAUUCACGGCGAUCUCCCAGCUCACCCAAGCGCACAAAGUCGGGUGAAGAAGAAGGCUCUCAAAGUCUAAAGGAAGAUUUAACAGAUGAUGAAGUGGCAGGGAGAGGAUUGUUGGCCAUCCCGAGCCCUCGGCGACCCACAAGAAGAAGAGGCUCUGUCGCUCCAAUACAAGGGACUCGUGUGCCAGGUGGAUCAUCUGUUCCCUCAAGCCUCCUUGCUGGAGACAGAACGAGCCCCAGACUGGAUCAGGAGCAGGCAGCAGGUGACACCUUCGCUGGCUCCCAGGGGUCUCUUGCUGAGUCGUCUAUUUUAGAGCAUGGUGGCUCUGAGUCUUCAAGCAGACUCGGCUCCUGUGAGGAGCUAAGUCAUGGUCAUCUCAGAGCGAGGCACAGAUCAGGAGAGAGUGAAGUGUAUGAUGACCAAGGGGAGCCUCUGAUUUCACCAUCCCCAUGCUCAUUCCAAGAGGUUAAACCGAGAAGCUUGUUUCCCCAGGCACCGCCACGUAACCGCACCCGCUCCAACCCCAACUUAUCCACAAACAGCAGGGGUCAGCCAGGGACCCCACUAACAGUGAGCCCCAGUCCCAGCCUCUCUUCUCUGCAGGCCCCAGAGAGGCCUCCCAGAGCCAAGGACAGGAAGGAGGGCUGUGGCCUCCAAAGACAUGCAUCUGCUCCGGCCCUCGAAGCCCGGCCACCUACAGGAAAGUCCCCCAAGCUGGGACUGCUGAAGAUCUUCCGCAGGCAGUCCUGGACCAGCCAUUCAUACUCCCAGCUGGACAACACAGAGUUAGGACCCACACUAGGAGAGAUCAUGAAGCCAGAUACUCCCACCAUGUCUCUGAGGAAGAAAAUGAGAGCUUCAGCCUCCAGCCUGACCAAGCUGUUUUCCAGGUCUUCUAGUAAGGAGGAUGUGAAUAAAGGAGGGCCGAUAGUAAAAGUUUCAGCUCCCAUCGCACCUGAAAGGCAGCAUAGAACUGGUCUUGAGAGUCCAAAAAAGAGGACUUCCAAACUAUUACCUUCUUUUAAAAUACCUGCAUUCAAAAAGACCAAAGAUCUGCUGGCCCGUCCCAACAAGCCUGAAGUGCUCCAGUUAGAUGGAGGUGGAGUCCUGCUGGUUUGGAAACCAGUCCAGUCCAGUAACCCUGUCAACUUCUGUGUGCAGUACUGUACAGAAGGUGGGGAGUGGACGGUCCUGUCGGAGGAGGUGACUGAAAGCUGCUAUGUGGUGAAGGACUUACCCAGAGGAGCCUCUUAUGUGUUCAGAAUAGGCUGCAUCACCAAGACAGGAGCAGGACCUUUCAGUGAUGCUUCAGCACCUGUCGUUAUGGCUACUCAUCCUGAAGAGAUUCACAUUCCUCUAAUCCAGACUGAGUCACUGGGGUCAAAGGUCACUGGGUCAGAACGACAGACAACACACAAGAACUACAAUUUCCUCUCUGAGAUCAACAGGGGUCGUUUCAGCGUAGUUACCCUGUGCAGGGAUGCUGAGACCAGCCAAGUGUUUGUUGCCAAGAUCACCCCUUACCAGGCAGAGCAGAGACAAUUGGUGCUGAGGGAAUACCAGCUGCUGAAGAGGCUUCAUCACCCUCACCUGGUGCAGCUGCACACUGCCUAUCUCACCUCCUGCUACCUGGUGUUAGUGGAGGAGCUCUGUCCCGGCAGGGAGCUGCUCUACAGUCUGGCAACGAGAGAUCUGUACGCAGAGACUCACAUCACCGAGCUGCUGGUUCAAAUUCUGAGUGCAGUUGACUACCUUCACAGCCGUCGAGUCAUCCACCUGGACCUGAAGUCUGACAACAUGCUGGUGGAUGAUUGCAACCACCUGAAGAUAGUUGACUUGGGCUCGGCUCAGUCCUUCACACCCGGUCAGCCUCUCAACAUCGAGCACAUCCAGGGCCUGUCAGAGAGCAAAGACUGCCGCAGCAAAGUUUAUAUUGUCCUUCCUAAAGCUCCGGAAAUCCUGGAAGGUCACGGUGUCGGGCCUGAAACUGACGUUUGGGCUAUUGGAGUCCUGUCCUUCAUCAUGUUGAGUGCCGACAGCCCGUUCCAUGCAGAGCACAGCUGGGAGCAAGACAGAAACAUCAAGAAAGGGAAGAUCCAGUUUGGGCGCUGUUACCCUGGUCUGUCAGAGGGAGCGUUAAACUUCAUGAAGAGCAGCAUGAAUAACAAAUCCUGGGGGAGACCCACUGCAGCCGAGUGUCUCCAGAACCCGUGGCUGCGUGCCCAUCGUGCCCCACACAAAGGCCGACACUCCAAAGUGUGUUUCUCCACAGACAAGCUUAAAGAUUACCUCAAGCAGAAGGAGGAGAAACGAGACCAGGUCCGCACCAAGCUUCAGGGUCCCUUCUUCCAGUAAGGCAACACUGUGGGGGGUUUCUUUUACUAGUGGCUUUUCCUAGAAACUAUAAUCAGCACAUUUCAUUUCAACUAAUAGUUUCCUGUGUGGCUCAUUUCUAACUAGAUGGAGCCAGGCCAGAUUAUAAAAAUCAUUAUAGUAUCCUCUGAUUUUAAAAUUGUGAUGUGUCUUAAUGAAUUUUCAAAGUGUAUUUAUCCAUUAGCUUGUAUAUGUUAGUGUGCUGCAUUGUUUGUGCUUUGGUUUAUAUGGAAACAUAUCAGGGAUAAGAUUUAGUCUAAGAGUGCAUGAGUUGUAAAAUUUAGAUUUUGUGACACAAGAAACUGUUGUUUUGCUCCUCAGUGUCAGACAGAUUUUGUCAGGCAGAGUUUGGCCUUAAAGUGCAAAAUGUUUUCUUGUAAAUGUACACAUGUUGCCUUAAGUUAUAAUGUACAAAUGGAAAAUCAAUUAGAUUUUUGAAUGCUUCAUAAUAGUUAAAUAUUGGGUUAGUCACCCACCCGAAUGAGUUGAUGAAUGAAAGAUUAAUUAAAAAGCACAAAAGUGGUCAAGUCA
Sander lucioperca (pikeperch) is the source of this 20332-nucleotide messenger RNA. RefSeq names its product obscurin, cytoskeletal calmodulin and titin-interacting RhoGEF a (gene obscna). Bases 332 to 19783 code for a protein of 6483 amino acids. The transcript has 84 exons. Lineage: Eukaryota; Metazoa; Chordata; Actinopteri; Perciformes; Percidae. Gene Ontology annotation, biological process: protein phosphorylation. The record is from RefSeq and is a predicted model, not a curated record. Gene Ontology annotation, molecular function: ATP binding; protein binding; protein kinase activity.